AUGAAGACCCAGGUCUGGACUCAGGGCUGCAACUGUGAGUGGCGGUAAUUAUCUUCACGUGUCGGCUCUAUCAAAGAGUGCAUCGGCUGAUGAGAUUUGGUUAUGCUGCAAUGCGCGUAGCUUGGUACAAGAAUUCUGAAGGCAGGAUCACUACAAAUUGGCCUGGUGAGCCUGUCUGAUCCGUCUGCAAAGACCGAGCCUUGGCCAGUAGUCUGAUUACUCCCAUGUCCUCGAUCGGCUGCAGGCACGUUCCUUCACUUUGCAGACACUAUUAGCAACCCCCGAUGGGAAGAUUAUGAUUGGCAAAAGGGCCUCGCACCUCUCAAAGUCUCAGAUGCCGAAGCCAAGGGAAGCCUGAAAGCGCUCCUUGCCGAUGGGCGAGGCGCAAACGAACCAGCUGUGGGCGUCAUGGGCCCUUCGCCUGCGCCCUACCUCGAUGGCAAGCUAGCUAGCAUGUACGACAUCAAGCCCGUCGCUCGGCCGACGGCAGCAACAGCGGCAGCCUAG
Messenger RNA from Ceraceosorus bombacis, 507 nucleotides. NCBI's taxonomy places the organism in Eukaryota, Fungi, Basidiomycota, Exobasidiomycetes, Ceraceosorales, Ceraceosoraceae. The record is from the annotation of a GenBank genome assembly.